GUACAAAUAAAAAGAGAUUGGAUCAAUAGUAUGAACGCUAUGUAAUAAUUCCAUAUUAUAUUAAAAAUUGUAGACAGUAGGCCAGUGAAUGAAAAAAAAUAAAAUCUCUGCGCGCCAUGCAGGGCAGCCAGUGCCUCGCUAGAAGAAGAGAGUGUGUGCAUGUCUCGCUGUACUGGGUACCUGGGCUACCGGUACCAGCGGCAGCGACGGGCGAGACAUGCUAGGCCACUGGACGAAAACGCAUCCAAAACAAUGGAACGCAAAGCGAGAAACAAGGGCCGACACCAAAAAGUCGAACAAGAAAAGACAGACUGCAUGCGUACGAAGGCUGCAAGAGAGUCAACUGUGUGUGCCUGUAUGGUAUCUUUUCGGCCUUGCAUUGUGCCUCGCUGUUCUUCUUCUUCUUCUUCUUAUCAACAUCAUCACCAUCAUCCUAUCGAAACACUGUCACGAAAACCAUCCACGCGACACCCCGAACGAGAUUAACACAAAGAAAAAAAAUUUCCUUUAUCUUUCUUCCCCCCUCCCUUGGCACAAGUACCCAGCAAACCGCAACAGCCAGAUCCUCUGCAAAACGGAGCCCAACUCUAUCUCUCCCCACAAACAUAAACCCCGUUUCUCUGCACAGGCUUACGCCUAAAGGCCAAUUAGCCCCAAGCUCAUUUGGCCAACUUCCCCAUACUUUAGCUUCGCAAAGAUUACGCUUAUCCCAACCAAACAAAGUAGCCUGCAUUACCCAUAUCCACUCCAACCCUUGGUCACGCCCCCCCUUGCACAGCGAGCCUAUUGCCUUAGCUUUGCGCGGGCCUCGAACCAAGGACCCUCUUUCCCAAGGCUUUCGUUUUGUCCGUCUCGGGCGAAUCUUGGCUCGAAUUGAUUCAUAUUGUGGUCCAUUCCCACCACCCUUUGUCGUCGGUUGCCCAUCUUCUGCGUCCCCAUUGUUUGUCUGUCUCUCUCUCUCUCCAUUCAUACAUACAUCUCUCCUCCUCUUCUUCCCUCCCCUUCUCAUCUCUUCUCUUCUUGCUCUUGUUGUUUGUCUCGCGUCUAUACACACACACAUACACACACAUACACACACAUUCAACAACAUGGACAGCAAACGAGUCGACACCCCCAACAACGUCGUUGUCGACUAUGACGACAAAAAGGAUAUAACUCCCAAGGCUACAGACUACGCCCAAGACAGCGGCGUCAUGGCUGGUGAAAUCUCCGGCGAAGUCUCUGACGUCGAUUUGCGCGACGAUCUCGAGAAGCAAAAGACGGCCGAGGGCGAGGCUCACUUCCACCGUCUCGGAUGGAAGCGAUUGACCAUUGUCCUCAUUGUCGAGGCCAUUGCAUUGGGUAGCUUGUCGCUCCCCAAGGUCUUUGCUACCCUCGGCAUGGUUGCUGCCACCAUCCUCUGUGUUGGCCUUGGCCUCCUCGCCAUCUACACUAGUGACAUUGUCGGCCAGGUCAAGCUCAAGUUCCCCGAGGUUGCUCACUACGCUGAUGCCGGUGGCCUUGUCGCAGGCCGCUUUGGUUACGAAAUCGUCGGUGCCAUGUUUGUCCUGCAGCUCAUCUUCCUGGUCGGCUCUCACUGCUUGACUGGUACCAUUGCCUUUAACACCCUCACUAAUAACGGCACCUGUUCGGUUGUUUUCGGUGUUGUGUCCGCCAUCAUCCUCCUCAUCGUCGCCAUCCCCCCAUCCUUCUCCGAGGUGGCCAUUCUCGGUUACAUCGACUUUGCUUCCAUCAUUUGCGCUAUCGGUAUCACCAUCAUUGCUACUGGAAUCCAGUCCUCGCAAAAGGAGGGUGGCCUAUCUGCUGUCGACUGGUCUGCUUGGCCCAAGCCUGACCUUAGCUUCACCGACGCCUUCAUUGCCAUUAGCAACAUUGUUUUCGCCUACAGCUUCUCCAUGUGCCAGUUCUCCUUCAUGGACGAAAUGCACACCCCCGCCGACUACAAGAAGUCUAUCUGGGCUCUCGGUUUGAUCGAGAUCUUCAUCUAUACUGUCACUGGUGCCGUCGUUUACGCGUUCGUCGGCUCCAAGGUUAGCGCUCCUGCUCUCCUUUCCGCUGCCAGCCCUGUCAACAAGAUUGCCUUUGGUGUCGCGCUGCCUGUCAUCUUCAUCUCUGGUUCCAUCAACACCGUCGUUGUUGGCCGCUACAUCCACGGCCGCUACUACAAGGACUCGAUUACGCGCUUCAUCAACACCCCAAAGGGUUGGACCACCUGGUUGAUUCUCAUCACCGCUAUUACCGUCAUCGCUUUCGUCAUUGCCGAGGCUAUUCCCAUCUUUGAGGAUCUUCUCUCCAUUUCCUCAUCGCUCUUCAUUUCCGGUUUCAGCUUCUACUUCCCUUCCAUCAUGUGGUACACUCUGCUCCGUGAAGGCUCCGUUUUUGAGCGCAAAAAUUGGUUCCCUGCCAUCAUGAACCUUGUAACUUUCAUUGUUGGAAUUGUUGUUCUUGGUGCCGGCACAUAUGCCAGUAUCGAUGAUAUUAUUAUCCAAUUCCGCGGCAACGACGUCCGCCACGUAUUCAGCUGCGCCCCCUAAGAUACGAGUUUUGAAGAACAAUGCACGGCGUUUUGGAUAUAUGAUUUGAUUCCUUGUCUUUUUGAAAAUACAGCGUCCUAGUAUAAACGAUCUAGCUUGCGCGCGAAUAUACCAACUUGAUUUCUGUUAGACGCGAUGUUUCUUGUCUGUGAUGUAUGUACUACGUGAUCUAUGCAUGUUGCCACAACAUGGCAAACACCAAGACCAACCAACUACCAUUCUCUCAAUUCACCACCAGGACCUGUAAACCCAGGGGACACCCAUGCCUGAGCGUUGCGACUAGCCUCUCUGACACGUUCCUCGUCGAUUUCAAUGCCCAGUCCCGGCCCCGUCAUCAACUCCACAUAGCCGUCUUUGAUGUCCCAUAUUUCUGGAUUCUUGAUGUAGCUUAGCAGAUCAUAGCCACCGACAUUAUAAUGAAUCCCCAAACUCAUUUCCUGAAUGGUAAAGUUGGGCGUUGCAGCAUCCACCUGGAAACAAGCCGCCAGCGCAAUAGGUCCCAGCGGGCAGUGCGGAGCGAUCGGGACAUCGUAUGCCUCGGCCAUGGCCGCAACCCUUCUUAGCUCUGAUAUACCUCCUACAUGGCACGUAUCAGGCUGUAGGAUGUCGAUGCAAGACGCCUCCAGAAAAGGUUUCACAUCCCAUCUUGAAUGCAGACGCUCUCCCAAGGCAAUAGGGAUCGUGGUCAGCUGAGAAAGAGACUUUAUCGCCUCCAGAUGCUCCGAUAGGAGAGGCUCCUCGAUGAACAUGGGACGGUGAGGCGCCAGAGCAGCAGCGAGCUGCUUAGCCAUGGGCCGAUGAGCACGGCCGUGAAAAUCAACGCCGACAUCGAGCCCAAGGCCGCGAACUGUCUUUACUCUCUCUACGCAGCUGUCGAGGGCAUUGGGAGAGUCGAGCCACCCAAGGUCUUCGGUACCGUUCAUUUUAACGGCA
This is a messenger RNA of [Torrubiella] hemipterigena, 3467 nucleotides long. The record is from the annotation of a GenBank genome assembly. Lineage: Eukaryota; Fungi; Ascomycota; Sordariomycetes; Hypocreales; Clavicipitaceae.